Molecule: messenger RNA, 6210 nt
Organism: Dipodomys ordii (Ord's kangaroo rat)
Lineage: Eukaryota; Metazoa; Chordata; Mammalia; Rodentia; Heteromyidae
Gene: Brca1
Product: breast cancer 1, early onset
Exons: 21
Coding region: 186-5447 (1753 amino acids)
Biological process (GO): negative regulation of fatty acid biosynthetic process; positive regulation of transcription by RNA polymerase II; dosage compensation by inactivation of X chromosome
Cellular component (GO): BRCA1-BARD1 complex; plasma membrane; nucleus
Molecular function (GO): DNA binding; zinc ion binding; ubiquitin-protein transferase activity
Source: RefSeq, a predicted model, not a curated record
UUUCCGUGACGACUGAAAGCGCGGGAAUUACAGAUAAAUUGUAUUUGCGACUGCGCCACACAGUGAUCCUGCUGAGACGUUGUUUGCUGAAGACGUUCCGAAGAUAUCUGGGAUCCUAGGAGCCUACAUGUUUUUCUCUGGGCGAAGGUGCAAGAGCCAAGAGACCUGGGUUGGAACAGAAAGAAAUGGAUUCGUCUUUAGCUCAAAUUGAAGAAGUACAGCAUGUCCUUAAUGCUAUGCAGAAAAUCUUAGAGUGUCCAAUAUGUCUGGAAUUAAUCAAAGAACCUGUUUCCACAAAGUGUGACCACAUAUUUUGCAGAUUUUGUAUGCUGAAACUUCUCAACCAGAAGAAAGGGCCUUCACAGUGUCCUUUGUGUAAGAAUGAUAUUACCAAAAGGAGUCUACAAGAAAGUACAAGAUUUAGUCAACUUGUUGAAGAGCUAUUGCGAAUCAUUCAUGCUUUUGAACUUGACACAGGAUUGCAGUUUGCAAAUGUGAAUUAUAACUUUUCAAAGAAGAAUAAGUCUCCUGAACAUUUAGAGGAAGAGAUUUCUGUCAUCCAAAGUUUGGGCUACCGAGACCGUGCCAAAAAGUUUCGACAGAAUGAAUCUCAAAAUUCUACAUUGCAGGACGUCAGUCUUAGUGUCCAACUCUCUAAACUUGGGAUUGUGAGCUCUCUGAAGACAAAGAAGCAGAUACAGCCUCAAAAUAAAUCUGUCUACAUUGAAUUGGGAUCUGAUUCAUCUGAAGAAACAAGUUAUAUAUCAAAUUAUUGCAGUGUAAGAGAUGAAGAAUUGUUACAAAUCAUUCCUCAAGGAACUAGUGCUGAAGCCAGUUUGGAUUCUUCAAAAAGAGCUUCCUGUGAGGAGGACAUAACAAAUAUUGGACAUCAAUCCACUAGUAAUGAUUCAAACACUAUUGGGAAACAGGCCACUGAGAGGCAUCCAGAAAAGAAUCAGAGCAUUUCUGUUUCAAACUUGCAUGAGGAGCCAUGUGGCACAAAUACUCAUGCCAGCUCAUUACAGCAUGAGAACAGUAGUUUAUUACUCACUAAAGACAGAAUGGAUGUAGAAAAGGCUGCAUUCUGUAAUAAAAGCAAACAGCCUGCCUUAGCAAGGAGCCAACAGAGCAGAUGGAUUGAACGUAAGGAAACGUGUCAUGAUAGGCAGAUUCCCAGUGCAGAGACAAAGGUAGAUCUGAAUGCUGAUCCCGGCUGUGGGUGUAAAGAAUGUUCUGAGAAUCCAAGAAGUACCCAAGAUGUUCCCUGGAUAACUCUAAAUAGCAGCAUUCAGAAAGUUAAUGACUGGCUUACCAGAAGUGAUGAUAUGCUAACUUCUGAUGACAGUGGGAAGUCUGAAACAAAUGCUGAAGUAGAUGGUACCUUAGAAGUUCCACAUGAAGUAGAUGGAUAUUCUGGUCCUUCAAAGAAAAUAAACUUACUGGCCACUGAUCCUCGUACUUCUUUAGAGAGUAAAAGCCUCAAAAUAGUUUCAAGUAAUAUGGAAGAUAAAAUAUUUGGUAAAACCUAUCGGAGGAGGACAAGCCUCCCUAAUUUGAACCAUGUACCUGAAAAUCUAAUAAGAAUAGCACUUCCUACAGAACCAAAGAUACAGGAGCAACCUCUCACAAAUAAAUUAAAGCGUAAAAGGAGAGCUACAUCAUGCCUGCAACCUGAGGAUUUUAUUAAGACAGCAGAUAUGACACUUGUUCAAAAGACUCCUGAAAAGGUAAAUCAGGAAACUCACCAAAUGGAGCAAAAUGGUCAGGAGAUGAGUCUGACUAAAAGUGGUCAUGAGAAUGAAAUAAAAAGUGACUAUGUUCAGAAAGAGAAAAAUGUGAAUCCAGAAGAAUCGUUGGGAGAAGAGUCUAAAGCUGAAUCAAUAAGGAGCAGUAUAAACACUAUGGAAGUAGGAUUAAAUACCUGCAGUCCAAAACUACCUAAGAAAAAUAGGCUGAGGAGAAAGCCCCCUAUCAGACAUCUUCAUGCACCUGAUGUAGUAUUCAGAGCUCUAAGCCCACCUACUCCUAGUGAACUACAAAUUAACAGUUGUACAAGCAAUGAGGAGACAAAAAAAAGUUCCAGUCAAACAUCAGAUAGGUGUGGCAGAACACUUCAAUUCCUAGAAGACACACAGUCUACAACUGGAGCCAAAAAGAGUAACAAGCUAGAUGAACAAAUAAGUAAGAUAUGUGAUAGUGAUGUUUCCUCAGAACCAAAGUUAACAAACACACCUGCUGGUUUUACUAACUGCUCAAGUUCUAAUAAACUUGAAGAAUCUGUCGGACCUAGCCUUGAGAGAGAAGAAAUAGAAGAGAACCUAGAAACAAUAGAAGUGCCAAAUCUUACCAAAGAUCCCAGAGAUCGGUUGGUAAAUGGAGAAAGGGCAAUGCCAACUGAAUUAUCUGCAGACAGUACCAGUCUUUCAUGGACACCUGAUUCUGAAUAUGACACCCAGGACAGUAUCUCAUUACUAGAAAUUAACCCCCUUAGAAGGGGGAAAACAGCAUCAAAUCAAUGUGAGAUUCAGUAUGAAGCAGUUGGAAACCCCAACCACAUUAUCCAUGAUUGUUCUAAAACUACUAGACACGACACAGAAGGCUUUAUGGAUCCAUUGAGACAGGAAGGUAGCCACAUGCUGGAGAGUGAUAUAGAAACAGAAGAGAGUGAACUUGAUACCCAGUAUCUGCAGAACACAUUCCAAGAUUCAAAGCGUCAGUCAUUUGCUCUGUUUUCAAAUUCAGGAAAUCCAGAAAAGGAAUGUGCCACAGUCUCUGCCCACUCUAUAUCCUUAAGUAAGCAAAGUCCAAAUGUCAUUCUUGAAUAUAAACAAAGAGAAAACCAUCAGGACAAAGAGUCUAAAACCAGGCUUGCACAGGCAAUCAAGGCCACUACGGAUUUCCCUGUGAUUUGUCAGAAGCAUGAGCCAGGGGAUAAUGCUGAAUGUAGUAGUAGCAUUGCAAAAACCUCUGGGCUUUGCCCAUCAUCUCAGUUAACCGCCAAUGAACUAACUUCUGCCAAUAAACUUAGAAUUUUACAGAAUUCAUAUCUUAUACCAUCAAUUUCUCCAGUCAGGCCAUCUGUUAAAACUAAAUGUAAGCAAAUGUUUGAGAAACAGUCAAUGUCAUCUGAAGAAGGAUUGGAAAGUGAGAGCAUUAUUCAAAGUACACUGUGCAUGUUUAGCCCAAAUAACAUAGAAAAUGCUUUUAAAGGAGCCAGCCCAGGCAGUAUUAAUGAAGUAGGCUCCAGUACUACUGGAGGAGGCUCCAGUAUUAACGAAGUAGCUUCUAGUGUUGAAAACAUUCAAGAAGAACUAAACAGAAGCCGAGGGCCUGAACUAAAUGCUGUGCUACGAUUAGGUCAUACGCAACCUGAAGCCUAUAACCAAACUCUCCCUGUAAGUAAUUGUAAGCAUCCUGAAAUAAAAGAGCAAACAGAAAAUGAAGGAGUAGUUCAGGUUGUUGGUGCAGAUUUUUCUCCAUGUCUAAUUUCAGAUACCCUAGAAACAGGUAUGACAAGUAAUGAUGUCUCUCAGAUUUGUCCUGAGACACCUGAGGAUCUGUUAUAUAAUGAUGAAAUAAAGGAAAAUACCAGCUUUACUGAAGGUGCCAUUGAGGAAACAUCUGCUGUUUUUAGCAAAAGUAUUCAGAAAAGAGAGUUCAGCCAGAGCCCUAGCCCUUCUUUAACCCCUACAUCUUUGGCUCAAGGUCUUGAAAUAGAUGAUGAUCUUCCCAGCUUCCGACACUUCUUAUUUAGUAAAGUAACCAAUACACCAUUUCAGUCUAUCAGACAUACAAUAAAGUGUCUGUCUCAGGAAACAGAGGAGAACCCAGUAUCACUGAGGAAUAGCUUACAAGUCAACAAUAAUGAGAUCUUAGUGGAAGCAUCCCAGGAAACACAGUGCUCUAACAAUACAGGGCCUUCACAUCAUGGUGCAUUGGUAGACCUGACUACAAACUCCAACUCCCAAGAUUCCUUCUUGAUGUUUUCUUCUCCCAAACAAAUGAACCAGGAAGUUAUUGUUCUGAGUGACAGAGGAUUGGUUUCAGAUGAUGAAGAAAGGGAACCUGACCUGGAAGAAGAGGAAAGAACGGAUUCAAACUUAGGUGAAGCAGCAUCUGGCUAUGACAGUGAAACAAACCUUUCUGAAAAUAUCUCAGAAGUGUCCUCACAGAACGAUUUUUUAACCUCUCAGCAGAAGCAUAUUAUGAAAGAUAACCUGAAAAAGAUCCAGCAGGAAAUGGCCCAUCUAGAAGCUGUGCUACAGCAGCACAAGAGCCAGCAACUUCCCGCCAGCUCCACUUCCCUCCUAGCUAACUAUUGUGGACCAGAACAAAACGUAUCAGGAAAAGCAGUUUUAACUCCAGAGAAAAAUAAUGGACAUCCUCUAAGCCAAACUCGAAAAGCCUUUUCUGCUGAUGAGUUCCAAGUAUCUCCAGAUAGUUCCACCAGUAAAAAUAAAGAACUAGGAGUGGAAAGGACUUCCCCAUCAAAGACCCAGUUGGUAGAUAGUAGUGGGUCUGUGCACUACCUAUCUACCAGGCUUCAGAAUAGAAACUUCCCAUCUCAAAGGGAGCUUGUGGUGAUUGAUCUGGAGGAGGAACAGCUGGAGAAGUCUCAGCCACCUGACUUAAUGGAGCAGUCUUAUUUGCCAAAGCAGGACCUAGAGAGAACCCCUGAUCUGCAGUCUGGAAACUGCCUCUUCUACAAUGAGCCUAAAUCUGAACCCCCUAAAGACAGCACUCUAGAGCCAGCUCAUGUCUGCGGUUUAUCAUCCCAAUUUCAAGUUGCCCAGUCUGCCAGCAGUCCAGCCGCUGCUCAUGGGGACAAAGCAAGGGAAGAGAGAGAGAAGAGAGACAAACCAGAAUUGAAGACUUCAACAGCAAAGGUCAACAAAAGAAUGUCUAUGGUGGUAUCAGGCUUGAUCCAAAAAGAAUUUGUACUUGCACAGAAGUUUGCCAGAAAACACCACAUCACUUUAACUAAUGCAGUUACUGAAGAGACUACACAUGUCGUUAUGAAAACAGAUGCUGAGUUGGUUUGUGAACGGACACUGAAAUAUUUUCUGGGAAUUGCAGGAAGAAAAUGGGUAGUUAGCUAUUUCUGGGUGACUCAGUCUAUUAAAGAAGGAAAAGUUCUGGAUGAGGUAGAUCAACUGGAGUGGGUACUGCAGCUGUGUGGGGCCUCAGUAGUAAAGGAGCUUGCAUCAACCACCGUGGGCACACACUCUCCCCUAAUUGUGGUCAUACAGCCAGAUGCCUGGACAGAAGACAGUAGCUUCCAGGCCAUCAGUCAGUUGUGUGAAGCAUCCGUGGUGACCCGGGAGUGGGUAUUGGACAGUGUGGCCCUCUACAAGCGCCAGGAUUUGGGCACCUACCUGAUAACACAAAUCCCCUACAAUGAAGAUGGCAGCCAGCCACAGAUCAAAACCACAGGGCCCCAAGGAUGAACUUAAGAAAUGGCCUUUUCCAACCCGGAGACUGCCUCUUACUACUGAAUCCUUCCAUAGUCCUGCUUACUAAAUGUUUUAUGUACAUAGGCCUGGCCGGGGGACAGAAGGGCACUUCUGUUUAUGUGAGGGCCCCUUCAAGAUUUUCAGUUUCAAGUUUUCCUUUGAAAAUUGCCAUGAGCACAGAAUUGUGGCAAUCUUUCACCUAACAAUGUAAAAUCAUUUAAACCCUACCAAUUGAACAAGGUGCUGACUCAUUAUUUAUUCCUGGUACUAGAGCUAGAGGCACAGGUGGCUCAGUCUCAGAAUACCUAAACUGGUUUCUCUAAAAUCCUGUGUACAGACCUUUCCAUGGGACCUGUGAUUUGACUUAACAUCAGAACAGUCUUCAAGGCCCUAAGUUCUAUGCCCAGCACCACACUCAGAAAAAUAAGAAUGGUCCUUAGACAGCUGUCAAAUGUUUGGUGCAGACUUGGGGAGGAGGUUUGGGGGCAGAUGAUGAAUAUGAAUAAGGAACUUGAGGAUUAGCUAAAGAUCUCCAAACAUCUGCACUUAGUCACUGGACUAAUUUCUGAUUUGCAGAAUAUUUUCAAAAAAAAUGUGUCCAAAGAGUCUGCUAAUUCCCCAUUAGUGACUAAUUUUUAUUGUUGUGGUUCUGGUAUAGGAUCUCUAAUAUGAACAUUUCAUGUUUGUAAAAUGACAGAUGCCACCAGGAAAGGUGCUAUUGCUUUCUUUGAAGUAAUUUUUCCCCUUUUGCUGCCUA